ACGGAGGCAUGAAUGCAAAGGAUUCAAAGCGAUGAAGCACUAGAAAUUGCAUUUAAAUAAAACUAAGCAAGGUUAAACUUAGCAAGAAGAGAAAGGGAGUGGAGAAGCCGGAUAAGUAUGCCUGCUGGGAACAAGAAGGAACGAUUUUACAAAGAUUUUGAUUUUAGCGGAUCAACUGUGGGGCUGAGAAUAUGAAUAAAAAUCAGGCACAAGAAAAAACAAUGGAUUUUAUUAAAACAAUGAACAAAGAUAGUGCUGAUUCAUUUGAACCAGUGAAAGUUAAGAGGAAGUCAAAAAAGAAGAAAAGUUCCAACGAUGGUCCUUCGCAGAAGAAAAGAAAGAGAGACGAUGAGUCAAUAAAAGACGAUGUUUCUGACAAUGUCACGGACGAACAACAGGAAAGUUUGCCUGAUGAGCUGGCUGAUGCCUCGCCAGAAAGUUCAACACUCCAAGAGAGCUGGGAUGACAGCAAUGAUUUUGGAGAUGACUUUAUUCCACCAGAGACCACUGGCUCCUUAAAAAUGAAAGUUGUAAAAAGAGGAGGAAAACUAUAUAGGGAAGGUGGACGGAAGAGCUCAAGGCAACCCACAAGACUUGAAAGGGAAGGAGUUGUAAAUAUUGAUGAUGUUAACCUUGACCAAGCUUUGAUAUCAGAGGAGCAAAGUCAAUCAUUUGAAGAGGCAGAACUUAAAGCAAAACAGAAAAGACCCCAUAAAAGAAAAACUGGGCAAGCUAGAAUUAAAGAUACUACUCAAAGUAAGAAGAUUCGAGCUGAAAAGAAGAAGGCCAGAAAAGCAAUGAAAGAAAAGGGAAAUCCUGUUGGGUCUCCAAAGAUUGAGCAUCAGGCAUAUUGCGAAGCCUGUGAUGAUGGUGGUGAACUGCUCUUGUGCGAUACCUGUACCUUGUCAUACCAUCUUACAUGCCUUGACCCCCCACUUGAUGAGCCUCCAGAGGGUGACUGGAGUUGUCCAAAAUGUGAGGAAGAUCAUCUUGGAGAUGAAGAGGAAAGUGAAGAAGAGCAUGGAGAAUAUUGCAAAGUUUGUAAAGACGGUGGUGAAUUAUUAUGUUGUGAUUAUUGUCCAGGAACGUAUCACAUGAAAUGCUUGAAGCCAGAGCUUAUUGGCCUUCCUGAAGGUGAAUGGAAAUGUCCACAUUGCAAGGCUGAUCCAUUGCCGGAAAAGGUUGAAAGAAUACUCUUUUGGAAAUUUGUGAUGCAUGAGCCAACUGAGGAAGAAAUCAAAGCUGGUGCUAAACCAGGCUUAUGUCAGAUACGCAAGUUCCUUGUCAAGUACCAGAAUCUUUCCUAUUGGAAGUGUCGGUGGAUCGAUGAGGUCCAGCUUGAAAAAUAUCAUGCUCCACUGUUUCGGGUUUUUUGUCGAAGAAAUGACAUGAAUGAUCCCCCUGUCCCUGAAGAUGGCACCGAAGAAAACGAAUCUGAAGAAGAGACUACAGAACCUAAGAAUAAUUUGGAAGAGAGGUUCUACAAAUAUGGCAUCAAACCUGAGUGGCUGCAGAUUAAUCGAAUACUCUGGCAUAAGGAGAAGAAAGGCCGUGUUUCCUAUUUGGUUCGUUGGAAGGAGCUUCCUUAUGACCAAAGCACAUGGGAAUCGACUGAAGACGAGGAUAACUCCGAAAUAAGUGAUUUCCAGGAUUACAUCAAGAAAUACCAGGACCUAAGAGAGAAUUACGACAAAAGACUGAAACAGAAAUCAUCAAAGAAGCAGAAAGCUAAAAAGCAAAAGUACACAGGAAAUUGUGAAGAGAAGUAUGAAAAGCAGCCAGCAUACCUGGAUGCCAAUGAGGGACAGCUGCAUCCGUACCAGCUAGAAGGACUCAACUGGCUCAGGUUUUCUUGGUCACAGGGAACUAAUACCAUUCUUGCAGACGAAAUGGGGCUGGGGAAAACAAUUCAAACAAUUGCCUUUUUGUAUAGUCUGUUUAAAGAGGGACACAGCCAAGGCCCCUUUCUAAUAUCUGCCCCAUUGUCGACAAUUAUCAACUGGGAGCGUGAAUUCGAAUUCUGGGCACCUGACAUGUACGUGGUCACCUACAUUGGAGACAGGGACAACAGAGCGGUCAUAAGAAAUUACGAAUUUUCUUUCGACGAGGAUGCCGUGAAAGCAGGGAAGAAGCCAUACAAAAUGAAGAAAGACAGUCCCGUGAAGUUCCACGCGCUACUGACGUCAUAUGAGUUGGUUUCUAUUGAUGCAAACACCUUGCAGUCAAUUGACUGGGCGGUCCUCGUUGUCGACGAAGCCCAUAGGCUCAAGAACAGCCAAUCAAAGUUCUUUAAAAUUCUUAAUGGAUACCCCCUGGAAUACAAACUACUGCUGACGGGCACGCCGUUACAGAACAAUUUAGAAGAGCUUUUUCAUCUACUGAACUUUCUCUCGCCAUCAGAAUUUUAUGACAAGAACUUCUUCCUUUCAGAAUUUGAAGACAUAGCUAAGGAAGAUCAAAUUAAAAAAUUGCAUGAAAUCUUAGGCCCUCACAUGUUGAGAAGAUUGAAGCAUGACGUACUGCAGGGAAUACCCACGAAGAGCGAGUUCAUUGUCAGGGUAGAGCUAACCCCCGUCCAGAAAAAGUUUUACAAGUAUAUUUUAACUAAAAACUUUGAAGCAUUGAAUUUGAAAGGUUCGACCCCCGUCUCCCUUUUGAACAUAAUGAUGGAGUUAAAGAAGUGUUGUAAUCAUCCGUACCUGUUUGCAAUGGCUGCAGAAGAGGCACCCAGGGUGCCACCGCAUAAUGCUUUCCGGGCAAAGGAGUUAAGCGAGGCUAGUGGCAAGCUAGUUUUGCUGGAGAAAAUGCUGCGAAGGCUAUUUGCAGAGGGACACAGAGUGCUCAUAUUCUCACAGAUGACGAGAAUGCUUGAUUUAUUGGAGGACUUUAUGGAAGGACACGGGUGGAAGUACGAAAGACUUGAUGGCUCGAUCACAGGGAGUGUCAGGCAGGCCAGCAUUGAUAGGUUCAAUGAGCCAGCAUCCGACACGCAUGCAUUUCUGUUGUCAACGAGAGCGGGUGGCCUUGGCAUCAAUCUUGCAACUGCUGACACAGUCUUUAUUUAUGAUUCCGAUUGGAAUCCACACAAUGAUAUCCAGGCCUUCAGCAGGGCUCACCGUAUAGGACAACGAAAUAAGGUUAUGAUCUACCGUUUUGUGACACGUGGCUCCGUCGAAGAACGAAUCACGCAAGUUGCAAAGAAAAAGAUGAUGUUGACUCAUCUCGUAGUCAGGCCUGGAAUAGGGCAGAAAUCAGCCGUCAUGUCGAAAGGAGAGCUCGAUGACAUAUUGCGGUUCGGUACUGAGGAUCUCUUUAAGGAUGACGAAAUUGUAUCGAACGAUUCUGGCCAAAUUUUCUAUGACAUGAAGGCUGUUGAAGAACUCUUGGAUCGGUCAAACGAAGGAAUUGAGCAGAAAGAGAGUUCUAUGAACGAAUACCUCUCUUCUUUCAAGGUUGCCAGCUAUGUCGUGAGAGACAAAGACGAGGGUGAAGAUAGUGAUGUCGAAGUUCUUAAGCAAGAGGCCGAGAAGCCGGAUCAUGCCUACUGGGAGAGGCUGUUACGUCAUCAUUAUGAACAGGAGCAAGAGUACGUUGCAAGUACACUUGGGAAGGGAAAACGGGCAAGGAAACAGGUCAAUUAUGUCGAUGGCACUAUAAUGGACCCUGGACCAUCCCGCUUGUUAUUCACAGUGGACGACGGCUCAGAUUUCGAUGGUGAUGAUUAUCAUGAUGACGACGAUGACGAGGAUGAAGACGACAGCAUCGGCAUUAAGGAAGGAAAAGGUCGCAAAGGUAAAAUGAAGAACGACCUCCCGCCAUUGUUGUCAAGGGUUGGUGGACAUAUUGAGGUGUAUGGUUUCAAUCCCAGACAGCGAAGGUCCUAUCUUACGGCUGUCAUGCGUUAUGGACUGCCACCGAAGGAUUUCAAAGUCGCCAAGGCCAAAUGGUGCAUUCACAAUCUUAGGGGAAAGUCAGAGAGAGCUUUUCAGGCCUACACUGCCAUGUUCCUACGACAUUUGUGCGAGCCUGGUGCAGACAAAACUGACACCUACAGUGAUGGUGUUCCACGCGAGGGUGUCAACAGAAUGCAAGUUCUUUCAAGAAUCGGUAUCAUGAGCCUUAUAAAGCGAAAGGUCGACGAGUUUGCAGCAGUAAACACAUUCAUACAUACAAUUAUAAACGAAUCUGGCACAGUCUCUCCUAUCACCAUGACACCUAGUGCAACACCAAGCGCUACCCCAGCCCCAACUGCUACGGCCAGUACUAAUGACAAGCAAGAGGAAAUUAAGGGUGAUCAGAAAGGUGAUCAGAAAGCUGAUCAGAAAAGUGAUCAGAAAGGUGAUGAUGCAGCCUCAGAUGAGAAGAAGGAGAACAGCGAGACGAAAGGUGACGAAAAGGAAAGCAAAGAUUCGCAAGAUACCAAAAGUGAUGCCGAGGCAAUAAAAAAAGUUGUUGAAGUGAAUGAAAAUGGCGGCGAUGAUGUGGUAAUGAAGGACGAUGUCGAUUCGAAGAUGUCUGAAAAGGAAGUAGCCGAAAAUGGUGAACAAGAAACUAUAUCAAAAGAAGAAAAGGAGGUGGCAGACAAAAGUAAAGUGGACGCAGGCGAAAGCAAUGAGAAGGAGGACCAGAAAAAGGAAGAGGGGUGUAAAGAAGAGAAGGAAGAAUCAAAGAAAGGAGAAACAAAUGUUGCUGAUAAUAGCGAACAAGAGAAAGAAGGGAAGAAGAAUGAAGAAAAUACUGCAGAAAAUGGUGACAGCAAGGUAUCUGAAAGUGAUUUAUCAGCCGUCCCGAAACCAGAGAAUAAAUCUUCAAACUCGAAACCAGCCACCCCCAGCUCAGUGUCUGAGAGCUCAUCCUCAAGACCCUCCAGUACUACAGGGGCAUCAACUACAAAGGAACUGCCAAAAUUUAUGUUCAAUAUCGCAGAUGGAGGCUUUACGGAGCUCCAUGUUCUUUGGGAGGCUGAAGAAAAAAGAAAAUAUGAUAAUAUAUGGUGGAGAUACCACGAUUACUGGCUGCUUGUUGGAGCUGUUGUCCAUGGUUAUGGUAGAUGGCAAGAUAUUCAGAACGACCCACGUUUUGAUACAAUCAACAAGCCGUUUCUACGCAUGUCAAUUGAUUACAAGAAUAAGUUCAUUGCUAGACGUUUCAAGUUGCUUGAGCAAGCAUUGAUCGUUGAGGAGCAGCUGAGGAGGGCUACCCUUAUGAACGUCAAACAGGACAACAGCCACCCAGGAAUGGCGUUGCAGUCGCGAUUCGCAGAGCUGGAAUGUUUGGCAGAAAGUCAUCAGCACCUCUCCAAAGAGUCAUUGCAAGGUAACAAACCAGCAAAUGCUGUUUUACACAAAGUACUAAACCAACUCGAGUCUUUGCUGUCUGACAUGAAGGGUGACGUUGCCCGUCUUCCUUCAUCGCUUGCAAAGAUGCCGCCCAUUACGAACAGGCUAGGAAUGUCUGAACGGGCGAUAUUAAGUCGCCUGGCAACAGGGGGGCAAAUAACAACAACUGCGACAACAAUUUUUACUGGUACUCCACCUCAUAUUGUGGGGCAGCAUGCUGUGGGGGCACAUUUGACGCCUGGUGUUUUAACAUCAGUGCCGCACCCAGCAGUGGCUUAUGGUACAUCACCCACUGUUGAUCGACCGUCUAUUUCUGUUGGCACUGGCACAAAAGUUAUAGUUGGGCCAGCUCAGGCAGGUCACCUUGGAGAUUUACCACACAGCUCCUCGUUUCCUGGUACUUUAAAGACAUCUAGUCAUAGUCCACACCUGGCAGAAGAUGUUGAUCGUUCACCAGCGGCUAGUAGCCCGAGCUUUAGCCAUUCAUCUGGAAAGUCGUCGCCCUUGGCCGCCAAGAUGUCGUCAUUGAUAAGAGAGAAAGCUUCUGAUCUUGGUUUGUUGAAGAAACCGGACGGAAAAGACUCAAACGAGAAAUCAAACAAGAAUGAAACCUUUAAAUAGCUUAGGUUACUCGUUAUGAAUACAAUUUAAAUUAAGGUCCUAAAUUAAUUUAUCAGCAGAUUAUGUAGAUGGUGCAGUAUAUUGUUAGUGGCGCGUAGCCUUGUCUGGAUGUAAAAAGUUGUUUUAGGGACGCUGGGAUUAUGGUGCACACUCAAGCGGUCGUCAGAUUUCUUGUUAAGAUGAAUAGCUGUCACAAUGGCUCUGAAUAGGACUGCCUCUGUUAUUUUUUUGGAUUGUUCAAUGCUAAUCAUCUUCCUGUGGUCAACAGUUGAAUGAUUUUACAAGGUUUAGGUUGAAUAUUGUGCAAUUUUCAAUAGAGCAGUCAAAGGCAGUGAACCAUUUAUCAGAUACCAGAUGACUGUCCGCUCUCCAGGUGUCCGCUCUCCAGGUGUUCACUGUUUAGAUGUCGUUUCUGUAAGGCUGCAAAACUAAACUUUGCAACUGAUUUGUUUUCCUGUUGUUUUGAGGUGUCUGUUUUUAGGCGCUGUCCGUCGCUGGGAGUUGUUUGGUAGAUGUUCAACCAUACUUAGAGUUUUAUUUAUUUGUUACUGGAAAUACGUUAUAUCGUUUUCCUCUACUUUUCGUCCACCCCAGUCCUCCCUUUUGCCGCCAUUAAUCAGCUCUGUCCAGCCUUCAUUUCGUUUUUCAUUUCAUUCCAUACAUUUCUUAUGAAACGACAUACAUUACUUGUUUAUUUUUUUUAUAGAAAAUAUGGCCUUUAAACAGGAUAGUUUAGAAUAAUCUGUCUAGAUAAAGUUUGGAAUCACAAAUUGCAGUCUUUGAAUAGAGACACUUGUUUGAGCUUAAGCGCUAGGCAGUCCCUUCAAAUGGUCCUGCGCUUAAAUGCCUAGCAUUUCUAGUCUCAGUUGGUCCAAUGUUCCCUCGACAUCAUUGCCCGCAAUCUUUGUUUUUUCAAAUAUGAUUGCUUUCCAAUAAAGUGCCGGGAGAUUGUUGCAAGUCAAGUAACAAUUUGCAACCGAAGCAUACAACAAGACUACUUGAGUUGUCAUUUAGUAGAAACUUCAGUUAAAUUGUAAAUACAUGUCGAGUUUCUUUUUAUCCCCUUAGGACUGGGUUUUGCCUGUUGUAUGAGUAGAGAACCUCUAUACGAAGUUCACUGAUAAUUUACGCUAUCAUCUUGCCAUGUUAUUUCCAAUGACUCAAGACAUUUGUUUUCCACUCUCAUACUCGAAGUUUUGUACCCAAACAUCCAGCUCCAUAUUGUCAUAAGUUGCCUUUGAAAAGGAGUUAGUAGUGUAUCAGUAAUUUGUAGUGGGGGCAAAAUGGUGCAUCUGACACCCUUAAGGGUAAUUUCGAGCUGCGUCACCCCAAUUGUGUAAAUAGGUCAAUUACAUAGAAUUUAGAUUGAGGCUGUAUUACUCAUUUAAUUAAAUUGUAUAGUAGAAGAAAUAGUCCAAUUUUUCGCUUUUUUACCUGCAUGAAAUUCAAAGGUAUUAUCUUGUCUCUUGUGACAUCAUAAAGGCCUGCUAGGGCGUUAAUAGGAUGACGGAAAUAAUUCCUUUUCGGGAAAAAUCUAUCCAGUUUGUAACAACUUGAGCUCUGCAUUGUAAUUCUUGCAUCUUACAAUCUUAGACCAGGUACGAGGGACUGAAAGCAUUGCCAUCGUUAUAGCAGUUAAAUUUUGAUUGCAAAUUACUUCAGAUUUGAAAAAUGUCUUCACUUACGAUACUGCAAUAUUACAAGUUUGUUAAAAACAAACGGCCACUUUACUAAAGCGGUCUUUGCAUGACUCAGACCGACUCAAGAGACUGGAAAGUUGACCAUGACCACAAAGGCAACAAAAUUUAUACCGUAUUUCCUCUAAUGGACGCCCCCUCUGAUAAACGCCCCCUCUGAUAAACGCCGCCCUCUAAUGAACGCCAAAACCACACCAAACAAGAGGUAACGAAUAGUUUAUCAUUUACUAUUCGAAAGCUAUUAAAGUUGUCAUGUCAUAGAGACGAGGACUCUGACGGAAACAGGAGUAUUGAUAUUCCUUGACAUUUUCAUAACGUGAAGUUUAAAAAAUUUCUCACCAGUCUUUAUUACGUGCUUUUGGGA
Rhopilema esculentum is the source of this 8021-nucleotide messenger RNA. Its product is annotated as ATP-dependent chromatin remodeler CHD4. The record is from RefSeq and is a predicted model, not a curated record. Gene Ontology annotation, cellular component: chromatin; nucleus. Gene Ontology annotation, molecular function: histone binding; DNA binding; ATP-dependent chromatin remodeler activity. Gene Ontology annotation, biological process: chromatin remodeling. Lineage: Eukaryota; Metazoa; Cnidaria; Scyphozoa; Rhizostomeae; Rhizostomatidae.